Pelobates cultripes (western spadefoot toad) is the source of this 157-nucleotide messenger RNA. The record is from the annotation of a GenBank genome assembly. NCBI's taxonomy places the organism in Eukaryota, Metazoa, Chordata, Amphibia, Anura, Pelobatidae.
AACAAACCUGGAGCAGAAGCUUUUGGCCCUGCAGAAAGCUCAGACACAAGACCAAGACCGCACGGCAGCUAUGGAAGACAAAAGGCACUGGAAAAACUCAAAAUAUGUGGUCUGUCUGAAAAUAUCGAGACUGUUGAGCUUACCCACCUAUAUUUAA